GGUGGACUUUCACUUCCUUCUUUGAAAAGUUAUACUCUUUCUCAUAGGUUCUUCUUUGGUUGGGUAUAUGCCCGUAAGAUAACUCCUUCUUCUUCUUCUUCUUCUCUCUCUCUCAUUUCUUUUUAAUUCUUCUUUUCUGGGUAUAGUUUUAUUGUUGGGGUGGAAUAAUAAUAUUAAUCAGGAGGAGCUGAACAAUGGGCGGGAUUUGCUCGAGGAGCGGCGUCAAAGAUGAUGGGGUUGGGAAUGGCUAUGGCGGUGGUAAUCUCAACCAUUAUCAGAGCAAGGAUAUUCCUGUAAACGUCUUGAUGAAUCCACCCCAAGCGAGUGAAAUCGCUGAGAAGAGAAUCGAAGAAUCUGCUGAUGAUUUCUACGAUGGGAUUCCUCGUUUUACAACGGACAUGUCCCAGAAAUCUAGAUCAGUUAGGUCCACCCAGGCUGCUGUUGCCAAGGUUUCAGAGGUAAGUUCCCGUUUAGGCAAAGCUGGAUCAGUCGGACUAGGAAAAGCAGUGGAGGUAUUGGAUACUCUAGGGAGUAGCAUGACAAGUUUAAAUCCUAAUGCCGGAUUUGCUUCUGGAGUAGCAACUAAAGGCAAUGAACUUUCAAUAUUAGCCUUUGAGAUUGCAAACACUAUUGUUAAGGGUUCAAAUCUUAUGCAAUCCCUUUCUAGAAGAAACAUAAGACAUUUAAAAGAGGUGGUGCUGCUCACCAGUGGUGUUCAAAAUUUAGUAUCUAAAGAUAUGGAUGAACUCUUAAGGAUCGUUGCAGCUGACAAAAGGGAAGAAUUGAAAAUUUUUUCGGGAGAAGUAAUUCGUUUUGGAAACCGUUCAAAGGAUCGUCAGUGGCAUAGCUUGGAACGUUAUUUUGAGAAAAUCAGCAGAGAACUUUCACCUCAGAAACAAUUGAAGGAAGAAGCAGAAUUAGUGAUUGAGCAAUUGAUGAUUUCAGUUCAAUAUACAGCUGAACUAUACCAGGAAUGGCAGAUUCUGGACAAAUUUGAGCAAGAUUACUUGCGUAAGCGUCAAGAGGAAGAUAAUUCUUCUGGCACUCAGAAAGGUGAUAGCCUCGCUAUCCUGAGGGCUGAUCUAAAAAGCCAAAGAAAGCACGUUAGAAAUUUAAAGAAAAAGUCACUUUGGUCCAAAAGUUUGGAAGAGGUCAUGGAGAAACUUGUGGAUAUUGUUCAUUACUUGAUCUUGGAGAUCCACUAUGCCUUUGGUAGUAAUGAGUAUCAGAUAUCAGCCGAAGGAUCUCUGAGCAGUCGUCAAAGAUUGGGACCUGCAGGCCUUGCUUUGCACUAUGCAAAUAUAAUUAUGCAAAUUGAUACUCUUGUAGCCCGAUCAAGUUCUAUUCCUGCAAAUACAAGGGAUACGUUAUACCAGAAUUUGCCACCUUCCAUAAAAUCAGCUCUACGCCCAAAAUUACAAUCUUUUAAUGUCAAAGAAGAGCUUACUGUUAAAGAAGUCAAAGAUGAGAUGGAGAAGACGUUGCAUUGGCUUGUUUCACUAGCCACUAACACUGCCAAAGCCCAUCAUGGUUUUGGUUGGGUUGGGGAAUGGGCAAACACUGGUUCUGAGCUCAACAGGAAGCCUUCAGCUGGGCCAGCCGAUGUGAUCCGGAUCGAGACACUCUACCAUGCUGAUAAAGAGAAAACCGAAACCUACAUUCUUGAACAACUAUUAUGGCUCCACUAUUUGGUCAACAAAUCAAAGUCAAGUGUCGCUCUUGGCUUGGGGAAAUCUAUCAAAACCCAAAUUACACCCGCACAGAAGAAUGAGCAGCCCAAAACUGAGCCUACCAUCGGUCAAACGCCAGAAGAAGAGAAGUUGUUGCAGGAUUUAACUAAGAAAGUAGGAAUCCGGGGGAUUAGCAGAAGUCUGGAUUUUGACUAUGAGAGGAGGAAAUUGAGAAGGCACGAUCGCCUGAGCAAGAGCACACAAUCUCCUCCAAGAGAAAGCAAGGAAAAGGUCUUGAUGAAAAGGCUUCCUUCGGGGGUUCCAAUUGUUGGUUUUGGCAUGUACAAAGAGAAAGCAUUGGAUGUUAUCGACAGAGUUGACAGUCUCAGCUAAUCUGUAAGAUGACGAGAGUGCAGGAGAGAAUACCGAUAACACGGGUAAUGAGGAGGCAUUGGCAUAUAAAUAAUGUUGUUUCUGCAGUUACUAGCAUAAAAGGGGUGUUCAGGUCGUGCCACACUCGGAAUGGCAUCCAAGACUUUUUGGCGAACCUUUCAAUCUUUACAUUUCCUUGAGCUAAUUACGGCCCUUUUACUCAGGCUUCUAUUGUAAAAGAGUGUCUGUUGGAUGCCAUGUUUAUAAUCU
Messenger RNA from Hibiscus syriacus, 2312 nucleotides. Its product is annotated as protein PSK SIMULATOR 3-like. NCBI's taxonomy places the organism in Eukaryota, Viridiplantae, Streptophyta, Magnoliopsida, Malvales, Malvaceae. Gene Ontology annotation, biological process: positive regulation of growth. The record is from RefSeq and is a predicted model, not a curated record. The transcript has 12 exons. Bases 195 to 2063 code for a protein of 622 amino acids.